UGCUGGGAGCUUUCUGAGAAUGGAAGGGUGCUCUUUCCACCUGCUCUUGCGGGGAAGGAGCUAUAAAUACAUCUGCAUAAUUCUCUUGUGCAUGGGUCUCGUGUUCUAUGUCACCGUACGCAAAGGCAAACUAGUCAAUGCUAAAGGGAAAUCGGUGAUCACCUCAGCACCAGAACAGAUGACAACAAGAGGAUCUGAGUUACCCUUGAAGCUUUUGUCUGAGGAAGAAUAUAAGUCCCUGUUCCAAUUUGAUGGAAUUUGGCUUGGACCAAAGAAUAGCUGUGAAUGUGUCAAAACCACGAGGAUGACAGUCUAUCAGAUGAAGGACCAUAUUGCUAAGGAUCAAAUUGCCUCCGUAACAGAACGACGAGAGAAGGAAUUUAAAGAGUAUCGGAGAAGAUAUCCCACCAUGACAAAAGAUGCCGUUAUUGCUGCACCAAACACACCUUUAAGCUACCCCAUUUACGGGGCUGAAGUGAUGCCCUUGCACACCAUUGUAAUUCCAGGGCUUGGUUUCCAUGGCAAAAGUCCAGGAAAAGUCCAGGUGAUUCUACGAGCUUCGUUUGGUACUUUGAACACCCUUGCUGAUACAUCCAAAGAUGUGGUGAACGGGCGAGGGGGAAAGGAGCUGACCAUCUCCACCUCCAAUGCGAAGCUACUAAAUCACAUACUGAAACACCUCACAUAUACCAGUGCAGUAUUCCUAGUCAAUGCAGUAGACAUGGUGAGCUUCGAAACAGGGUCAUACCUUGUAAAGUUUCCUGUGACCAUCCGGCAGCUGGCCCUUCCCAAGCUCUUUGACCCAGGACAAGGUAACAAUAUCCGGGAUCUUGUGACCAUUACCAUCAAGACUUUCUUGAGGUACCACAAGCUGCGAGUCCUCCUUAAAAGCAUAAGACAGUUUUACCCAGACAUCAAGGUGAUUGUGGCAGAUGACAGUGAGCAUCCAGAGAAGAUUGAAGAGGCCAAUGUCGAGCACUACAUCAUGCCCUUUGGAAAGGGUUGGUUUGGAGGGAGAAAUCUUGCUGUCUCUCAGGUGACAACCAAAUACUACCUCUGGGUGGAUGAUGACUACCUCUUCACCGAAAACACCAAGAUCGAGAAACUGGUUGAAGUACUGGAGAACACCAACUUGGAUAUGGUUGGAGGCCGUGUGGCUGGGAAUGACUUCAAGUUUAAAAUUUUCUAUGAGGACGGGGAAGAUGGCAGCUGUCUACAUAUCAGAAGUGGAUCCUAUUAUCCCUUGGAAGGCUUUCCCAACUGUGUGGUCACUGGUGGAGUGAUCAACUUCUUCCUUGCUCGUACAGAGGAGAGUAGGCGUGUUGCUUUUGACCCUAAGCUUCAGAGGGUGGCUCACGUAGAAUUUUUUAUGGAUGCCCUGGGAAACCUACUGAUCGGUUCCUGCGGUGAUGUUGGUAUAGGCCACCAGAGUCAUAACUCUGCCACUGAUUCUCAGCUGGCUGCUGUUGAGAAGAAUUAUACCAAAUUCCGAACCAAUACUCAGGAACAGGUCCAACUGAAGUUGUCUUUACACUAUUUUAAGAACAGGUUGAAAUGCUACACGAGGACAUGAUAACGGCUGUUUGGCUCAGUCGCUCCUGUGUCUCCAGAGGUGAUGUUUCUGGAAGGAAUUAAACUGAUGAACUGGGUUCACCAGCACUGAGCAUCUUGGCCUACAGACUGUCCCUUCUGGCUGGGACCAGAAUCAGCAAAA
This is a messenger RNA of Heteronotia binoei (common prickly gecko), 1714 nucleotides long. Its product is annotated as beta-1,4 N-acetylgalactosaminyltransferase 2-like. Gene Ontology annotation, molecular function: hexosyltransferase activity. The record is from RefSeq and is a predicted model, not a curated record. Gene Ontology annotation, cellular component: Golgi membrane. Bases 20 to 1573 code for a protein of 517 amino acids. Lineage: Eukaryota; Metazoa; Chordata; Lepidosauria; Squamata; Gekkonidae. Gene Ontology annotation, biological process: UDP-N-acetylglucosamine metabolic process; UDP-N-acetylgalactosamine metabolic process. The transcript is spliced from 11 exons.